AUGAGCGCAGGGAUCGCGCUUGGCUUGCUGGUAUCUUACUGGGUACAAUAUGGCGCGCUCAAGAUUCCAGGAACAGCCGCGUGGCGCAUGUGCUUUGCCUUGCAGCUAGUACCUGGGGUCUUAGUGGGUAUGCUGAUUUAUCUACGCCCAGAAUCUCCACGCUGGCUGUUGCAACACGAUCGCAGCGACGAGGCACUUCAAGUUUUGGCAGACCUUCAUGGCCACGGUGACUGCUCCGAUCUAUCCGUACAAGCCGAGUUCCAAGAAAUUCGUGUAGUCGUGCAAUAUGAGGGCCGCAGCCCUCCUCCGUCAUACCUGAGCCUACUCAUCAAAGCGCCCUACAGGCGUCGCACUGCGCUAGCAAUGGGUCUGCAAUUUAUGCAGAACAUCAGCGGCGUCAACAUCGUCUUCUACUAUGCGGCCAAGGUAUUCGCGCAGACUGGACGCACCGGGACCCAAGCGGCAAUGCUAGCGAACGGCAUCGGAUCCUCCCUGUUCCUUGUUGCCUCCUUUUCGCUCACUGUCGUGAUUGACCGAUACGGUCGACGGAAGCCAAUGAUUAUCGGCCCAAGCCUCAUGGGCAUCUGCAUGCUUGUUGUUGGCAUGUUACUAGUUGGCUACGGCUCGCCGCAUUUCGAUGCCGAAUCCCAGCAGAUGAAAUACAGCUUUGCGGACAAUGAGGUGUUCCCUAUCUCCGCGAGAGGCAGAGGGACUGCACUUUCUGCCUGCAUUAAUUGGUUUGCGAAUUUUUGGCUUGGUUUAUAUAUGCCUGAAGCGUUGAAUAAGGCUGCAUGGAACAUUUAUUUCGUUUUCGGGGGUGUUUGCAUCGCGACUUCUUAUGUUACGUAUUUGUUCUAUCCGGAGACUGCGCAGCGGUCGCUGGAGGAGCUUGAUUUGUUGUUCACACCGAAUCGGCGUAAGCUGGUUUGCUUUGACUGGGAGGCAUGUCAGAAGGGGUCAUUGCUGCAUCGUGAUUUCGAGGGCGUGGAGGUGGCACAGCAGCUGGAAACUGCGCUGGUCAUGGGAGGGAUUGAGAAGACAGUGUGAGUUGAAGAUUUCUUUUUGCGCUUAGUAUACCCGAUACAUACUAGUAUGUUCAAGGGACCGUGCUAAAGAGAAUAAUACGAAAUUUUGACUCGUACGCGAAUAACAAG
Aspergillus costaricaensis CBS 115574 is the source of this 1154-nucleotide messenger RNA. RefSeq names its product sugar transporter. The coding region runs from base 1 to 1047 and encodes 348 amino acids. Gene Ontology annotation, cellular component: membrane. Lineage: Eukaryota; Fungi; Ascomycota; Eurotiomycetes; Eurotiales; Aspergillaceae. Gene Ontology annotation, biological process: carbohydrate transport; transmembrane transport. The transcript is spliced from 2 exons. The record is from RefSeq and is a predicted model, not a curated record. Gene Ontology annotation, molecular function: carbohydrate:proton symporter activity.